Scatophagus argus is the source of this 6117-nucleotide messenger RNA. RefSeq lists its product as uncharacterized. Bases 348 to 2195 code for a protein of 615 amino acids. The transcript is spliced from 11 exons. The record is from RefSeq and is a predicted model, not a curated record. NCBI's taxonomy places the organism in Eukaryota, Metazoa, Chordata, Actinopteri, Scatophagidae.
UGACUGGUGCACGACGGGUUAAAUUCUGCAGUUUUUUGGAUGAUGCGCUUCGGCUGUCCCAGCCCGGAGGUGACUGAUUAGACUUUGAGCUGUGAGGUUUAUCACCAACUAACACGUUAUGCUGUCACUGAGGAGAGGUGUGAAAAUACCGUUUACUGCCUGAACGGUCCCGGGAUGGAGCCUGCUUAGAAUUCAGUGGAUAUUUUAUAUUCAUAUCUCAGCCUCCUGGGAUUCAGGUGGCCAAAAACAAAAUGCAGAUUUCAUUUUGAUGAUGACAAGACAAGAUGAUGUCAGAUGUUUCUCUUACUGCCUUUUGAAUUAAAACAGGAACAAAAGAACCAGCCAGGAUGGCGACAGUCUGUGUGAUCGCGUUCAGCUUUCUGCUUGCCACGGCUCUUUCUGCCCCUGUGAAAGUCAAUGAGGACUCUAUUACAUUGUUCCAUGGGGAGGAUUUCCACAUCAUGCUGCCCUCAGCUGGAUUGGACGUCACAUUUCGGAACAGGUCUGCUCCGAGGUCGGGUGAUGUUCACUUCAUGCAGCAUGGUGUCGUGGUCAACAGUCGGGCCAAACUCAACCAGCCCCUCAGCCACCUCAUUAUAGACGCUGUGGGCGAGGGAGACGAGGGCGUGUACACCGUCAAGAAUCCAGAUAAGCCGGAUGACGUCAGGCGCAUUGUGCUUAUAGUCCGAGAUUGUUCCAAUGAGCAAGUCAUUAAAUAUGGAGACAACUACCAUAUUCCCGUGUACGGGGUGUCUCCUCCCAUCACCCUGGAGUACAGGCCCAGCGCUGUGGAGGCCAACCAGACGUCAAGACCUGCUCUGAUGUUGCUGACCAGCACAGGGAUGUCCAGGGAGGGCUACCAGGGUCGAAUCAGUGUCAGCGAGCGCCAGGUCACCCUCAGUGCUGUCACGGGUGCAGACGAAGGUAGCUACACUGUCAGGGAUGCUAAAGGGGAUAUCCAGAGGAAAGUUUGUCUCAACGUCAGAGAGCACCAAAACUUUGUGACCUUGCCAUACGGUAAAAGACUGAAGAUCAGCUUGAUCCUCAACAGUUCCCUGGUCCAUCUUUACUACAGCCCGGACAAAAACCCUAUACCUCAUCUGCUGCUUGACAAGGGAGAAUUUACAAGUGCCCGAGCUGACUUGGGUCUCGAGGACCGUCUCACUAUGGAAGGUUCAUUGGUUUUUCUGGAUCGGGUCAAGGCAGCAGAUGCAGGCCAGUUCAAAAUCACUGACAUACUGGGGUUCCCUGUGUCCAACAUCCACCUGGAAGUUCUGCCUUACAAGCUGGAGACAUUGUAUGUGGCCAUCAUUGCCCUAUUGGGCCUGCUGGUUUUCCUUCUGCUGGUUUGUCUGCUGUCCUGCCUGAUCAAAGUGAAGAAGAGGGCCAAGAGGGCUGCUGCCCUGGAGAAGAUUGCCCAGAAUGCUGGCAAAGAGGACGAGGGAGAAGCCUUCAGACAGGUGGUCAAGAAUAUCACCAAACUCAGUGAAGAAUCCAAGCAUUCUCAGGCAGACAUUACAGAGAAAUCUCAGAGCACUGAGGUUGACAUUAAAGGUCUGGAGGUUUCUUCUAAAGAGGUUGGAGUCAAUAACCUCGAGACCAGUGACUCUGGCGUUGGCUUCAACACUGCCCUCCCACUGGACACUGACACUGAUGUCCCCGAUCAAAUCUCUGAGUCUGUGGCUGUAAGCAUCUCUGUUGCCCCUGAAACCAAACCAAGUCCACCAUCUGCUGCCGAGUCCAAGCCAAGCACUCAACCAAUUAUGGAAAUUAAGCCCAGUCCUGCAGUUGAAACUGAAGCCGAGACCAAGAAAACCCCCGAUCAGCCAGAGGAAGCAAAGUUGGGUGUGUCUGAACCAGCAGAUGUUAAGCUCAGCCCAGCCCCAAGCCCUGAACCCAAGGCUGGACUGAGUCCAGCUGAUCUAAAGCCUGCACCCAGUCCAAGCCCAGAGCCAAAACCAGCUGUUGCUAAAGCCACCACUCCCACACCUGAGCCCCCCAAACUGACCACACCAGAACCUAUUACCAACGGUACACCUGAGCUAGGUCCAGAUUCCAAACCAAGCCCAGAUCACGCUGAUAUUAUUGGAGAAUCAGCUCCAAAAGCAGCUCCUGUUAAAACCCCUGAAGUGGAGCUGAAAGCCAGCAAAGAUGGCAAUGAGGCUGAGGAUUCAACCACCGCCACUGCCACCUGAGAACUGCCCCAAAAAUCCAAAAGGAAGCCCCACAGAUUUUCUGCAACUACCACCACUGUAGACAAUUGAACACCCCCUACCAAAUAAUGAAGAAACCACUGAAACUGGGGCGAGGACUUCACUUCAGUUAAAUGUGUCUCAUGUCUGAACAAAGUAUUACCUUGAUAACGUUAUCUCACUUAUCUUAACUAACACGUAACCUUUGAGACUUUCUGGGUCAGAAAAUCUUCACACAACAAAUGCAGUUUGUUGAUUGUUAAACGUUUUAGUUGUGCACACCUUGCAGCCUAAUUUUUUGGUAACUUCACAGUAAAACAGUCAGACUUCAAAUUAAAUCAUUUGCAGAGUUUACAAAUAAAACAUAAGGUACACACAGGAUCUUCUCUAACAUAAUGAGAUAGUUAGAAGGGUUUACAACAUUUCAUUAGAUCAAGGACAUACUAGAUCUCCUCGCUUGACUUUAAAGGCAGAAUGGGUAUGGUUUGAUGGCUGUAGUUUGUAAAUACAGCAUUCAAAGUUGGCUCCUUUUGGAUGCUGCUAUUGGUUGGGAGCCACACACCCACCGCCCAAAGUCUGACGCCAAGAAACUUCCAUAACACACAAAAAUCAAUAAAUACAAGCAGAGGGCAAGGUCUCUGUAAACACAGACACCACCACCACACACUUCUAAGUGAUUAUUGAGAGGGAUUAUUUUUGUAUGAGUCUAUAUAUUGUUUUGUUUUGUUUUUGUUUAUUUAGAAAAAAACUCUUACUCUUCCUACUCUUUCUGCCUUUAACUAACUGUUUCCCAUCUAAAUGCUUGUUCCUCUAUAAGCAUGCGGAGAAAAAGGACAAGUUGCAUGAAAUUUUCAGCCAAUGUCAUCUCACCUCACCUCAACAGUUUGAUGUCAAUCUUUUGAUUGCACAUGAUUUGAAAAACGUUUUUAUUACACAAAUGACACUGUUGGUGGCAUUUUGUACAUAGCUUAAAUGUGGCUGUUAUAUUGCUUAUGCCGAUCCUCUGGCUUCAGAAAAAUAUGUGAAAUAGAUGAUCAUAUAUAGAAAAGAUUAGCUUUGCUACUUAAACCACACAAGAAACAUUCUAAUAAUACUAACCACACUAUUUAUAGUCUCUGAGAUUGAGAUUCAGACUCCCAGCAGUUCUUCUCCCUCUCAGAUGAUUAAAAUGCGCUUUGCAAAGUAAUCCCUGAAGUCUGGACCAACAACUCUAAUGUCUUUGAUCUGGAUUACCUAAUGGGUCUAUAUAUACAAUUCCUAAAGUUUAAUAUGAAGCUCAUGCCAGCUGCAACACCAAGCACUUAAUGGGACCAUCACAUUCCAGCACCGUGUUCCAUGUUCUGGUGUGGUUCAAGCUGGAAGUCGGGCUUUCCACAGGUGAAACCUUGAUUCGAAGUGUCUGGUAAAUUCACAUUGUUAGAACAUGUUAGCCGGUGUCUUUGUUUUGUUUUUCUUUAGUUGUCUUUCCCUUCCUGCCUCCAGGAUUUCCAUUUGUCUGUCAUUCCUUUUUUGACGCCCCCCCCUCCUCCUUUGCCAUCUUGACUUAGUUUUUCUGCAUGUUUGGCCCUCUAAAGUCUGUCAAAAGUUUGACCAUUUAUGCCUAACAUGCUUAAUGGCUCCAAAAUGCUCCUAUGAGGCCUUUAUCAAUGCCACAGCAUCGUCUGUCCAGAGCUGCUCAACAUCAGCACUAAUUGAUUUUAGUUGAAACUCCUCUAUGCUACAGAGGAGGUGUGCAGAUAAAUUUUAGUGUUACAAAAUGCAUGUCUCUACCUCAUGUUUAAACUGACCACUGAGAAACCAAUUACAGUCCUGGUUUGGUGCACUGAAAUCAACCAAAAUGGCCGAUUUUUUUUUUUUUUUGAGAGAAGCACAAAAACAACCGCCAUGAAAAUUACCAAUCAAAAGGUCAGUGAAAUGUUGCAAAAUUGUAAGAAGCAGGUCCAUCUACAACCAACCGGCCUUUCUUGGUAGCUUUUCUGACUAAUUUCUUACUAGUAGAUUAAUAUCAGGAGAUAUGUCAGCUUUUUAAAAAGCCAUAUGUCAACAUAGGUUUAGAUGUCAGAUUUGAUACAAAGAUAAAUAAAUGUAGUAUAUAAACUAAAAUUAAAAAAAUAAAAGGGGCCUCUGUGUUAAAUAGACCUAUUACAUAUGGACAAAGACAUUAUAAUGUAAAUCAUGUAACACUGAAUAUGCCUAAUUUCUAGCCCGGACCUGUGAAGAAACCGCAAACCCGUUUUGGCAGCAUUAAAAAUUGUCUUUAUACGUACGUAUAUGCACACACAGACACACAAAUCACACAUUCCAGCCGUGUAAAUAUUGCAUGUGUAUGCGACUUUAACCCCCUUAAGGCUGAAUGUUUUUAGUGUAUAGAACGGUUGUUGUAUCAUACUUAAUAAAGAAGUUAACUAAUGUAAAUUUCUCACAUAAAUCCAAAAUCUAAAAUACAUACACAUGCGUUACUAUAUACUGGAAACACUAAUACUCACUAACGUCUUAAACGAAUUUAACAACCAAAUAUUGUAAAAAUCCAUCAAGAGUAUUUUAGAUCUUUGUAGAUCAAUUAUCUGCUGUUAUCGCCAUUUCAACUUGAUGAAACUCACAACAUUCAGUAUCUCUCACAGUAGUUACAUGUCGUAUUAAAAUGUUUAACCUAUGCCACCCUAAAGCAUUGACUGCAGCAUGACGUGUCCUUAUAAACAGGAUUUUAUUGUCCUAAAGUUGUGUCUGUGUGUGUGACCAGAGGAGUGACGCUUUAAAGUGGCCAUUGUUGUACGUUUAGGAUUUCUGUGUUUAAGUGCGUACGUCUGUGAUGCACAGUGUGAAAGAUUCAUGUGUGUGCUGAGUCUAUGCAUAGGCAGUUUGUACAGAAUGAAAACAACUGUACUUUAUGUGUGCUUCUCCAUCUGUCGUGCGUAAGGUGUUCAUGUGCCUGCUUAAAUUGUCUUGCAAUGUGAAGAAAACAAGUGCUGUGUUUAAAUCAUGAGUGUGAAUGUGUUUAAAGCCACAGUAUAUUGUAAAAGAUAUUGUAACUUUGAGAUAUUUGAGUGACUCUUGUCUUUGUUUAGUGCCUAAAACAUAUAUCGGCUUGUGGGCCUGUAAUUAUCUGACACUCUUAAUGGCACCUUUUUCUUGAUAUUUGGGGAAUUCACGAAAGCGGCUUGCGCACCUGACUGAACAAAGCGAUACUGCUGACUGCGCUGUGAUAUGCUAAUGUGUUGGAGUUCUGACAUAAUGUGUCAAAACAAUGAAAAUGGUCUCCAGAUUAUUUUGUUCAUAAGGGAUAACGUUCAGCAUAGGAAAUGCUGAGUAUGCUCUGUUUGUAACUGAGGGUGUUUUCCAUUGCGUUAGCCAAGGAAGGCUCAGUUUGAAGUAUGUGAGUAAGUCUGUGGUAGCAGCAGAUGGAUGACAAAGCUUUGUGUGGGUAACCCUCAGGGUUAUGUUGUGCCGAGCAAUUGAUGAGGGACUGCUAAAAUAGCAUUUCCAUCCACCACCACUGCUGUGUGUUGUCGGUGAUUUUAAUACCAAGCCACUCAGAGUGAGUGGGGAUGUGAGGGAGACAGACAGAUGGUGUGUGGUGAGCGGGACAAGCCUUCUGUUUACACCUGACCAGCAUCUCCAAGAUUACUCAGCCUGUUGGGAUUGGAGUUAUUACAUUUAAUUGCUUUCAUACCCACUACUGAUAACCCACUAAUAGAAACCACUACUUUAAACACCACUGGCACUUCUCGCACUAUGUGAGUUGUCUGUGCCGUGAUCCUCUCUGUUUACUUCUGCUGUUCUGGCCUUGGUGUGGUGUGACAUCCCACAUGUUCUCUCUGUUGUCCCUUUUUGCACAACACUUCACACAGAUGUUUUGUAAAGAAAAAAAAUUUUUUCUUUAUUUUGUGUCUGAAGGAAAACUAAGAAUAAACACGCGAUGAUGACA